Molecule: messenger RNA, 1791 nt
Organism: Trichoderma aggressivum f. europaeum
Lineage: Eukaryota; Fungi; Ascomycota; Sordariomycetes; Hypocreales; Hypocreaceae
Exons: 2
Coding region: 1-1791 (596 amino acids)
Source: RefSeq, a predicted model, not a curated record
AUGUCUGAAAAACCGAAGCCCAACAAGAGCAUCCUAUCAUACUUCCAGCCGUCCUCUCAGCAAACACCAUCGUCACAGCGGUCUUCACGCCUAUCAUCAAUCCACGGCUCGUCGCCGCCUGCUCCAUCUUCGCCGCUCAGCUACAAGGCUACCCCUGUUGCGAGAAGGGUGGCACCUUUGGAAAUUGGCGCCUCCGAUGACGAUGCUAGCGAUGGCGGCUUCUCAGAUGACUCUCUAGAAGACCUCUCCGCUCUCCUUGGGCGAGGACGACCUAAGCCUGUGGCUUCAUCAUUUGACACCCCCAGGGCCAAGAGGACGGCAGCGAUGCCUUUCGUAUCGCCCGCCAAAGGUGCACUGAAGCACAAAUUUGACCUAAAGGCCCUGGCCAAGGAUGCUCGUCUGGACAAUGCCCUAAAUGCAAGCUCAUUAAAGGCAAAGGCCUCUACAGGCGCCGCAAGACCUCCAUCCCCAACAAGAGGAGAAUCAUUUGACCUUGCCUUUGCUGAUAUUGUCAAAGAAAAGAGCGGGCAAGAUGCUCACAAGGUCAUCAGAGCGGUCCAGCGGGCGGAGCCAAUUCAGUCUCAAAGUCGAUAUUGUUUCUUCGAUAUAGACUACAAAGUCCCCCCAAGCUCGCCUGUUCCAAAGCUUGCGUCGCCAUGGACCUUGCUAACUCAAGGAAACUCGGCAGCAAGGGAACGGAAUCUCACUUCUGGUGUUCCUCAAAGCAUUCUAGCCAAGAGCGGUGGACUGCCGGAUUCUCUGUUCAAGUGGAUACUGGAUGAGCUGUGCAUUGAGAGAUCAUCUCUUAUCCGACGUGAAUAUUGUCACAUUAUUCAUGAGUGCCCCAAUCAAGUUGAACGGCUUCUAACACCUGAGCGGCUGGAGGAGCUCUUCCUGAGACUCGGAGCUGGCGAUGACGUCAAAUUUCGAGACUCUGAGAUCGCAAUCUCCAAACUAACCAAUGAACCAUAUCAAGAUCGUGACUGGUCAAAUCUGGAGUCUUUUUUUACGCUUCUGGGCAUGGUCUCAGGCCACUUGUCGGCUGCGUCCGCCAUUUACGCAUCACAUGCUCUACUUCGGAUGUCCAUGGACAAGCUGUUGAUUUACAACAUUGACCUAUUGACGGCGUACCAAGACGCGAUCCAAAGUCUAGUUAAUGCAAUCCCCAGCUCAUCAUGGGACUCAUUCUGCGGCGAUGCAUGCUCAAUUUUGCAAGCGACUAUCAAAGCCCAGCACAUCAGAGUCAAUGCGUUGCAAUGCCUAUCCAUCCGCAAUAAUAGGACACACGACGUCCGGAGGAGACUGGCCAUUUCGUUCUUGUUUGACGACCCUAGCCUUGGCCGUCAACAUCCUGAAAAUGUUUUCACAGUUAGACAUGCUAUUGACCGCCUUGACAAAGACGACUUCAGCAUCACACCCCGAACCGAUUUCGCGGAACUCAAAGCCAUGGUAAUCAUCCUGGAUAUCGCCGUUGACGAUGGAAGCCCGCCAGAGUUGAGCAGUCUAGAGGCCGAAGAACAGUUCAACCAAGACAUCGAUGAGCUCGCCGCAAAGCUCAGGGAGAUUUGGCGCAAGAUCAACGACGCGGGCAUGAAAAUCACGCGGACAGAGGCGAAAAGCGUCGUCGAGUGGGUUCAGCAACGUUUGUCUAACACGGUCCGCACGCGUAGAAAGCUGAAGAAGAGCAUAUUCGACCUUCCCGGUCACGAGGAUCUGGCGUCCCUGCCGAAGCAGCAGGAGUACAUGGCCAAGUUUUUCCAAAAGAUACCCAAGCCACAAGGCGAGAAGUGA